AUCGAGGAAAGAAAGAAGAAGAAUCAUUAGCACAGCCGUAACCGAACUGGAUCGUCGAAUGACAAAUGGAGAAAAGGACAGAACAAUGCAAUCAUCGAGUAUCGAGUUUGUUGACAGCAAAGAACAAGAAGGUGUCAUACGAUGCAUAUUUUUCUCCGAAUUUCAUCACAUAGCAGGACCAAAAAUAACCUGUCAGGUGCCCGACAACUUCAUUUCCAAAGAUAUAUUUGACAACGUUAGUGUUUAUAUUAUACCAAAAGCUCAGUUACAACGGAGCACCAUCACCGUAACCCUUAGGGACUACAAAAUAUUGGGAUUUCCUGUGAAGAUUGAUGACAAAAAAUAUGCCAGGAAUGCGUUUUACUUCAAUCUUUGCUUCGUUUGUAAUGCCGAAGAUAGAACCGUCCAUUAUGAACCGGUUGUCAAAAAGAUGUCAGAUUUCUUGAUGGCUCUUGAAAUAGAGAAUCGUUUCCUCUCUUCGUCAGACGAUAAAACAAGAUUGUCUCAAAUGCUUGAACAAGUAAUGGAGGAUCUCAAUUCUCACAAAAUGUGCACUCUUACUGAAGGGACAAUGACAUCUCAUCUGAAAGUCGUACGAUUAGCAGCAGAACCAAAGCCUGUUCUGGAUCACCAGGUCCCUAUUUUUCUGGAAGGUCGAGAAGCUUUUUGCAGUGAUCAAUGGGACCUCACGACUCAACAAGUUUUGCCAUACAUCGACGGUUUUAAUCACGUUGCUCGUAUCGCUGCUGAAGCCGAUGUGGAAAAUAAUUUGGUUAAAAGUUGCGUUCAAAAUCUUGUGUAUUACGGCGUUGUCACACUGAUACCAAUAUUUCAGUACAGCAAUGUUUAUGCGACAACUCCUAAGCUGAAAGACCUUGCGGAGGAUCAAUUUCUGCAGGAAAGAUGUAUCGCUUAUGCCUCGAAAUCGCCUCGGCAACCCGCGUUCUUGCGUGACAUAUAUAGGAUGUAUGCCAGUAUGACUCAUGGGACGAGUAUGAGAGAUUUGUGUCAGCGUUUGAAUCCACAAAAUCUUCGAAUAAACGAAAGAAAGCUCGUGCAGUGUGGCCUCAUCGAGGGUCUCAUAAGAAGAGUCUACAAGUAUCCGAUUCACCUGCCAGGACCUUGCGGGGAAAACGAAGGCGACAACGAAGAAGGUCGAAACGAGCCGAUCUACAAAUACUUCACCGGUGCUUACAAUCUGGACGAGAUUUGUUGCAUCACGGGCCAAUCGGUAGCCCAGGUAGAAGAAAUCGUGGAAAAGGAUCCGAGCGUCGUAAUGCUCUGGAAAUAAUGGAUGAAAAAAUCGAUAAGCCGACGAGUUAAUGUGCAGGAUAAUUUAUUUUUUCAUUUAAGGAGAUUAAGGCUGACGAGAGAACGAGGCUGUUAUUUCAUUUGUUCGUCCUACAAAAUAUCAGUAGCAUUUUGAGACGUCUUAGAAUUUUUAAUUUAAAGCAAAGGUGCAAAAUAUUUAUAAGGCUAUACUCGGAUGCGGCGAAUCAUUAUUUUCGAACCAGUCGUAAAAUAGUUUUUAUUCGAUUCUCCACGAAUAUAAUGCGAAAAAGAUAA
Molecule: messenger RNA, 1566 nt
Organism: Venturia canescens
Lineage: Eukaryota; Metazoa; Arthropoda; Insecta; Hymenoptera; Ichneumonidae
Gene: Nprl2
Product: Nitrogen permease regulator-like 2
Exons: 9
Coding region: 59-1291 (410 amino acids)
Biological process (GO): positive regulation of autophagy; negative regulation of TORC1 signaling; cellular response to amino acid starvation
Cellular component (GO): GATOR1 complex; vacuolar membrane
Molecular function (GO): GTPase activator activity
Source: RefSeq, a predicted model, not a curated record